Messenger RNA from Nicotiana attenuata, 1313 nucleotides. Its product is annotated as putative leucine-rich repeat receptor-like protein kinase At2g19210. The coding region runs from base 109 to 1179 and encodes 356 amino acids. The transcript has 3 exons. NCBI's taxonomy places the organism in Eukaryota, Viridiplantae, Streptophyta, Magnoliopsida, Solanales, Solanaceae. The record is from RefSeq and is a predicted model, not a curated record.
GGAAACUUCAAACUUUAACCUGGUCAAAUUGAGCAAGGAAUAUAUAAGGCAAAGCACCCAAAUUAUUCUCAAUCAAUCAACUAAACAUCAAGAGGACAGUGUCUAGAUAUGGAGAUGUUGAAAGGCUUCCUCUUUGCCUGUCUUGUUGGUUGUUCUAUAGAAACAAUAGUUGUUGCACAAGACGAUCAAUCAGGAUUCAUAAGCAUCGACUGUGGAAUACUAGCAGGUUCUAACUAUACUGACGUAAUAACAGGCAUAUCUUACAUUUCAGAUGAAGGUUAUGUCAUUGGCGGAGUGAGCAAUACCAUAUCACCUAUAUACCAAUCCAAUUCCCAGGAAAUACCAUUCCUCACAGUUACAAGCUUUCCUGUAGGAACUAAAAGCUGCUACACUCUAACCCCUGCUCAAGGGAAUAAUACGAAAUACUUGAUAAGGGCUAGUUUUCUCUAUGGAGAUUAUGAUGGAAGUAGUCAAUUACCAAAUUUUGAUCUUUACCUUGGAGAAGAAUAUUGGGAUACAGUCACAAUAUCUAAUGCUUCUAUACCAAUUUUGAAGGAAGUUAUACACACCCCUUCCACUGACUACAUAACCGUUUGCCUUGUAAAGACAAAUGCUACAACUCCUUUUAUUUCAGCCGUAGAGUUAAGGCCAUUGAAUUUUACUACAUACCCAACUCUAAAUAAAUCAUUGAAUCUUAUUGGACGUCUGAAUUUCGGUUCCUUAACCAAUCUAUUCAUUAGGUAUCCUUAUGAUGCAUAUGAUAGAAUUUGGCUACCAUUUCCAUGGGAGACAAUGGCAACAAUUAAUACAACUCAAGACAUAAUAGAGAACAGUUACCGAGUACCAUCGGCGGUAAUGAGCACGGCAGUGACACCGACCACCGCCACUAACACGGUGUCGUUUUCCUGGCCGGCUGACAAUACCACAGACAAGUAUUACAUAUACUUGCACUUCGCCGAAGUCGUAGAAUUGAUUGGGACACAAAAAAGGGAAUUCAACAUUUAUAUCAAUGAUAACCUCUUUUAUGGACCUAUGUCUCCGGUAUAUCUGUCGACGACGACGAUAUUCACAUUGUCUCCAGGCUAUGGUUCCGAAAGAUACGAUGUUGUAAUUAACAAAACAGCCACUUCAACACUUCCGCCACUAAUUAAUGCUGUCGAAAUCUAUAUAGAGAUGUAGUUUGGUAGACAACAAGAAAAUAUAUCAACAGUCUGUCUGCGGUGUGGACUGAAAUAAAGGAAUUUAGAAUUUUUGGGCUGUGUUCUUGUUGUACCUUUUUUUUCUGCUUUCUCCUUAUCUACCAAAUUGAGAGA